Mycosarcoma maydis (corn smut) is the source of this 1233-nucleotide messenger RNA. RefSeq lists its product as uncharacterized. Gene Ontology annotation, biological process: deadenylation-independent decapping of nuclear-transcribed mRNA; positive regulation of catalytic activity; deadenylation-dependent decapping of nuclear-transcribed mRNA. NCBI's taxonomy places the organism in Eukaryota, Fungi, Basidiomycota, Ustilaginomycetes, Ustilaginales. Gene Ontology annotation, molecular function: enzyme activator activity; mRNA binding. The record is from RefSeq and is a predicted model, not a curated record. The coding region runs from base 1 to 1233 and encodes 410 amino acids. Gene Ontology annotation, cellular component: P-body. The transcript has 2 exons.
AUGUCUUCUACACUCUCAGCCCGCACAUCCUUGAACCUCAAAGUUCUCCGCCGACACGACCCCUCGAUCGUCACCAUCCUAGAGACAGCUUCUUUCGUUGUACUUUACAAUUACAACGAUGGUGAAUGGACAAAGACUGGUGUUGAAGGACCUCUCUUUCUAUUUCGACGUCGCGUACCGCCUUACAACGGCUUCUUUCUGAUGAACCGGAAUGGAGUUGAGAACUUUUCAGCCGACAUUACACCAGACGACGACUUGGAGAUCACGCCAGAGUUCAUCAUCUACCGACCGGAAACGAGCAACGAAGUGUAUGGAAUCUGGGUGUUCGAAGCAAAUCAGAGGAUGUUUGUUGGCGACAAGCUGCUCAAGUUGCAGCAGAUGAUGGAUGGACCGAGUGAGGAGGAGCUAAAGCAGGCGGAGAGCGCGGAAGCUGAGUCAAAGUCUGUGGCUGCGGGAGACGAAAAGCAGACUGCAUCCACAGCCGUGGUGGCGGCAGGUCAGAAAAGUGCGAAGGACGCAGAGGGUAAAGCAGUCAAGACCAAGGCGAAUGGGAAGCCAAAGAAAAAUGCAAAGCAGGUGGCAGGAAAAAGCAACGAUGAGGAUGCAAGCGCGCGGGCAACAGCAGUAUCAACGACCGAUGUAACAGUGGACAGCGUGGAAGGCACACAGAUCAACCUCGAUGAUCUCUUCGGUACCCCUGCUGUACCGGCACAGUUUGAGACCGACGCAGCUGAACCUUUGUCGGAACCAGUCACGGAAAGCGCCUCAAAAGGAGCCGAGUCAAACGACGCUUCGUUACUUGACUCUCUUUUCCAAAAGGCUUCUCUCGACACUCGCAUUGCCAAUACCACCAAUACCACCGCUGAAGCGUCGAAAGCGUCUGCUCCCGAGCCAACAGAUCACUCGCAGAACCUUCUGGCCCUUCUAAGCAGCGCCACUGCCGCAUCGACAAAACCAUCUUCAACUCCACCCCCGAACUGUGCUUCUAAUCCGCCAUCCACCGAAAAGACAACACAAGCAGUGCGCACGUCGUCAUCCUCGCCAGCGCCGCCCAAAUCGGGACCCAAAAUGUCCGAGCUGAUCGAACAAGCCAUUCGCGACCACAUCGGUUUGGGCGACGACAACCAGCCGCUGUCCAGACGAGAAUUCGUCACAGAGCUGCUCAGUAUGAUUCACACGAAUCCGGACUUUGUUAGGCAGCUGUAUGACGGCUAUCUUUCGCGCGUCUCGUAG